CCUCUGCAGAGGCCCGGAGUGAGUCAGCCCGGCGGUAUAUAGCGCUGCGCGGGCGGCUUCUGUGUUUGCAGAGCAGUCGGUUCCAUUGAGUCUCCUAUUAGGUGUCGGCUUCGUAGCCAGCAACGUCGUGCACCAUGCAGUGGCAGCCUAUGGAGAUCAACCCCGAGAUGCUGAACAAAGUGCUGUCCCGGCUGGGAGUGGCCCCCGGCUGGCGCUUUGUGGAUGUGCUGGGGUUUGAGGAAGACUUGCUGAGCUCAGUGCCCACCCCAGCCUGUGCCCUGCUCUUGCUCUUUCCUCUCACUGCCCAGCAUGAAAACUUCAGGAAAAAACAGAUUGAAGAAUUGAAGGGACAAGAAGUUAGUUCCAAAGUGUAUUUUUUGAAACAGACGGUUGGCAAUUCCUGUGGGACAAUUGGCCUGAUACAUGCAGUUGCUAAUAACCAAGAUAAAUUUGCAUUUGAUGAUGGAUCAGCCCUGAAGAAGUUUCUCAAGGAAACAGCUGAUCUCUCUCCUGCAGAGAGGGCAAAACAUCUUGAAAAUAACAAGGCUAUUCAGGAAGUCCAUAAUACUGUUGCACAAGAGGGCCAAUGUCAAGUAGAAGAGGAUAAAGUGAACUUCCAUUUUAUUCUGUUUGUCAAUGUGGAUGGACACCUGUAUGAAUUGGAUGGACGCAUGCCAUUCCCUGUCAAUCAUGGAGAAAGUUCAGAUGACUUGCUGUUGAAGGGUUCUGCCAAGAUCUGCAGACAGUUCACAGAACGUGAGAGGGGAGAAGUUCGCUUUUCUGCUGUGGCUCUCUGCAAGUCUGCCUGAGAUGCUGAAGAGGGAGUUGGAGGAAGGCAAUCUGAGAGCACAUCAGUAAACGCAGUCUCAAUCUUUCAUUGCUUCAGUGCUUGUGAAAUAUAGCUGGUUUGGCCAGUCUAAACAGUUCUGCAGAACUAGUUCCACCUCCAGUAUACACACAUCAGAAGAGUUUGAGAGAAAUAAGCUCAGACUCUAAUAUGAACUGUUCUGACAACUGUCUUUGGACUCUUAGGCCUUGACUUUUCACACAUUCAGUUUAAAAAAAAAAAAAAAUUAUUUACAUGGCUUGUUUAACCUGUGCCUAAAGUUAAACUUUGAUUCCUGUACUUAAUAGGAUAAAUAAACUCUUCUGCUGUUGAAGUUA
Molecule: messenger RNA, 1164 nt
Organism: Gopherus evgoodei (Goodes thornscrub tortoise)
Lineage: Eukaryota; Metazoa; Chordata; Testudines; Testudinidae
Gene: UCHL1
Product: ubiquitin C-terminal hydrolase L1
Exons: 9
Coding region: 135-809 (224 amino acids)
Biological process (GO): protein deubiquitination; ubiquitin-dependent protein catabolic process
Cellular component (GO): cytoplasm
Molecular function (GO): cysteine-type deubiquitinase activity
Source: RefSeq, a predicted model, not a curated record